CCCGCGGGGGAGGAGUGCAGCUGGGCCGGCCUCUUCUCCUUCCAAGACUUGCGGGCUGUGCACCAGCAGCUGUGCUCGGUGAACUCGGAGCUGGAGCCCUACCUGCCUGCCUUCCCCGAGGAGCCCUCGGGCAUGUGGACGGUGCUGUUCGGAGCCCCGGAGCUAUCCGAGCAGGAGAUGGACGCUCUCUGUUACAGACUGCAAGUUUACUUGCUCCACAGCUUGGAUACCUGCGGCUGGAAGAUCCUUUCGCAGGUGCUCUUCACGGAGACUGACGACCCUGAAGAGUAUUACGAAAGCCUGAGUGAGCUGCGACAGAAGGGGUACGAGGAGGUGCUGCAGCGGGCCCGCAGGCGGAUCCAGGAGCUUCUGGAAAAACAUAAGAACACAGAAAGCAUGGUAGAGCUGCUUGAACUAUAUCAAAUGGAAGAUGAAGCCUACAGUAGUCUUGCAGAAGCUACAACAGAGCUCUACCAGUACUUACUACAGCCAUUUCGAGAUAUGAGGGAACUUGCGAUGCUUAGAAGACAGCAGAUAAAGAUCUCAAUAGAGAAUGACUACCUAGGCCCCAGAAGAAUUGAGAGUCUGAAAAAAGAAGAUGCUGAUUGGCAGAGAAAAGCCCACAUGGCUGUGCUUUCUAUUCAAGAUCUUACAGUUAAAUACUUUGAAAUAACAGCUAAAACACAGAAAGCUGUGUACGAUCGAAUGCGAGCAGACCAGAAAAAAUUUGGUAAGGCAGCAUGGGCAGCAGCAGUGGAACGUAUGGAAAAGCUUCAGUAUGCAGUUUCUAAGGAGACUUUGCAGUUGAUGCGUGCUAAAGAAAUCUGUUUGGAGCAGAAGAAACAUGCGCUGAAAGAGGAG
Cariama cristata (Red-legged seriema) is the source of this 861-nucleotide messenger RNA. Its product is annotated as junction-mediating and -regulatory protein-like. The record is from RefSeq and is a predicted model, not a curated record. NCBI's taxonomy places the organism in Eukaryota, Metazoa, Chordata, Aves, Cariamiformes, Cariamidae. The annotation marks the transcript as partial. Gene Ontology annotation, molecular function: transcription coactivator activity; Arp2/3 complex binding. Gene Ontology annotation, cellular component: nucleus; cytoplasm. Gene Ontology annotation, biological process: intrinsic apoptotic signaling pathway by p53 class mediator; positive regulation of apoptotic process; Arp2/3 complex-mediated actin nucleation. The transcript is spliced from 4 exons.